UCUCAGGAUUUGCAGAUGUGGGGGGGGCCAGGGAGGGAGGAGCUGUCCCCCCAGAGCCAGCACCAGCACCUCAGUUUCCCAGAGCUGUAUGUGGGCUUGGGGGGGGCGGGGGGCGGGGAGCUUGUUUGGCAGCAGGCGCCCAUCAGACAACUGGAAAGUGCCAGCGCUUGCCCGGCCAUCUGUCCCCGUCCGCCUGGCUCCCGGCCGCCUUCUGCGUCGUCUGCAGCGGGGCUCAGAGCCUGGCCGGGAGGGGCAGGAGGCCCGGUUUGCCUUUUGUUUAUUCCCAUCUCAUUUUCGGCUCCUGCGCUUUGGACGAGUUGCCAGAGCGCAGCCGCCGCCCCGAGCCCCGUGCUUGGCAACAUUCCCCCCAACGAUGGGAUGCCGGGAGGCCCCAUCCCACCGGGGUUCUUUCAGGGUCCUCCGGGGUCACAGCCCUCGCCGCACGCACAGCCUCCACCUCACAAUCCCAGCAGCAUGAUGGGACCCCACAGUCAGCCUUUUAUGUCACCGCGAUACGCAGGCGGCCCCCGGCCCCCGAUCAGAAUGGGAAACCAGCCUCCAGGCGGAGUUCCUGGGACACAGCCACUGCUGCCCAAUUCCAUGGAUCCCACACGGCAACAAGGGCACCCCAACAUGGGAGGAUCCAUGCAGAGAAUGAACCCUCCCCGAGGCAUGGGGCCUAUGGGGCCCGGCCCACAGAAUUACGGCAGCGGCAUGAGACCACCACCCAACUCCCUCGGCCCCGCCAUGCCCGGGAUUAACAUGGGCCCGGGAGCUGGCAGACCCUGGCCCAAUCCUAACAGUGCUAACUCAAUUCCGUACUCCUCCUCCUCACCCGGUACCUACGUGGGACCUCCUGGUGGUGGCGGCCCCCCAGGAACACCCAUCAUGCCUAGUCCUGCAGAUUCAACAAAUUCCAGUGACAACAUCUACACAAUGAUUAAUCCGGUGCCGCCUGGAGGCAGCCGAUCCAACUUCCCCAUGGGUCCAGGCUCGGACGGCCCGAUGGGGGGCAUGGGCGGCAUGGAGCCACACCACAUGAACGGCUCAUUAGGGUCAGGUGACAUAGACGGACUUCCAAAAAAUUCUCCUAACAACAUAAGUGGCAUUAGCAAUCCUCCGGGCACCCCUCGAGACGAUGGCGAGCUAGGGGGGAACUUCCUCCACUCCUUCCAGAAUGACAAUUAUUCUCCAAGCAUGACGAUGAGUGUGUGACCCCCUCCUCUUCUCCGAGACGCUGCGAGAGCCGGCAUUACAGGCGGGAAGAUGCCAGAAGUUAGGCAAGAAGAAGUGAGGUGUCGUUACCCAGGAGCUGGGGGAGGGGCGCCUCCCGCUCCCCCCACCCCUCCCCGCCCCCCGUCCCAGUUUUAGUUUUCAUGCAAUAAAAAGGCUGAACUUUUUAUUCCGUAAAACAUGAAGGACAAAACUCAAAAAUGUAUUUCAGGUCAAUCACCAGAAAAAUCCCUCCCCCUUGCCUUUUCCCAAAAGGACCGUUAAUGUACAUGACACUUUUUUGUUGUUUUUGUUUGGGGUUUUACCGUUGUUGGGAUUUUUUUUAUUUUCGGGGGGUUUUUUUGGGGGAAAAAAUUUUUUUAAAUGGAAGCUUCGAGCAAGCCUCCCCCCACCCCAUCCCAAUCAACCUCUUUGCUUUCUUCUUAAAAAAAAAAAAAAAAAAAGAAAAAGAAAAAAGGACAAAAAAAAAUCCAAGCCCUUUUGUCUGUCUGUACCCAAGCCCUUCCACCAGGAAAGCUAGUCUAGGUGUGAGAUCUCACCUUUGUAGCCAUCUAAAACCGUAAUUAUUAUAAUAAACUGGGCAGUUUACAAUCGGUGGUUUCUUUCAAAAGGCCUUUUUUGGAAAGAAAAGAGUCACCCUUUUCCGCUGGCCGUUUUUGGCUUUGUGCUGACGGGCAAGGGAGGGGCGGGGAACCUGCUCCGUCUUUGCUUGGUGCCCUCCCUGCGAGGUGGCAACAGCAGCUGCACAACUUGGACCCUGCCCCCCCCCCCCCCCAGUGUGUGGCUGGAGGGGCCGCCCACCACUUUCAGGAUCCCGUCCCGGCGGAGACGCGCGCUGUGACCCAGUGGCCGGCACUGUGCUCCCAGGACUGCUUCCUCUCUCUCCGGGACCUCUCUGCACCCCGCCUCCCGCCCCCUCCUUGGCCCCCCCUCAGCCCCGUCUUCCCAGUGAGAAUCCUGCCAGCGGGACGGUGGCCCGGAGCGGAGCGGAGCGGGGCGGGCGGCCCCCGGCAGGAUGGCUAUGACCUGGGACGUGGAGACCGUGCCCCCCCGUGGGCUCACCCCUCGCAUCGUCCUCGUGCGUGCGGACAGCGUAGGGCUGGAGGGGGGGGUUGCUUGGGGUUUUUUCUCUUGAUUCUUUCUCCGAGGUGGGAUAUUGACCAGAAUUGCUCUGUAGAUGCUUGGAACUGGACGGAAAGACUUCGGAAUAGCGGCGGGGGGUCGGGGCGGGGACACCCACAACCAAACCGACGUGCUGUUUCUGGUCCUGUUUUUAUUUUCAAAAACCGACACACUCGACAGUAGAGCCUGUCCCCUCCCAGGAGGGGUGACUCGUGGCCGCCGUCACCUCACCACCCCCCAUCGGAACCUCUGUGUCUGGCCCUGAAGACACCCCAAUUCUUUGUACAUUGACGCCCGCCGCCCCUCCCCCCGUAGCUGGUCUUUGUUUUCCCCCCUCCCCCCAUCCAUGUAUAUCAUAUUAUGUGAGAUAUCAUCUGCCUGAAAAAAGACCUUGUGCGGAUUAUUGGGAACAUUGUAGCUGUUUCUGUGUUUUUUCUUACCUUGUAGUCUGGUUCUGAAUUAAGAGAGAAAAAAAAAAAGUAAUUAUGAUACAUUGUAGUUUGUGUACGAUAUAUGUUGAUAACGUUUUAUUAAAGGGACAUCUUUUUUCCGCA
This is a messenger RNA of Sus scrofa (pig), 2909 nucleotides long. It is a transcript of the gene SSBP3, whose product is annotated as single stranded DNA binding protein 3. Gene Ontology annotation, biological process: positive regulation of transcription by RNA polymerase II. Gene Ontology annotation, molecular function: protein binding; single-stranded DNA binding. Gene Ontology annotation, cellular component: nucleus. The record is from RefSeq and is a predicted model, not a curated record. Lineage: Eukaryota; Metazoa; Chordata; Mammalia; Artiodactyla; Suidae.